AUGCAUCCCGUACCGAUCGCACCAAACUUGCAUAGACCUUCUACCGGCUCCGCCAGGCUGGUAGUGAGAACGUCCAAGAACUGGGUGCUGCCUCCCAGACCUAGGCCUAACAGAAGAAACACCAUCCACUCUGGUGCCAACUCUUCACACACACACACAAACAAUACACACACAAACAACGCAGGUAACGCUAGCAGCGCAACUACUGCUGUUAACAGUGCUGCGACUAGUGCCGCCAGCACUCCUGCGCCUCCUAAGCGGAAAAGAGAGAACUCCUUGCCUGUGAACUUGAAGAAAGUUAAAAAGGACUACAACAGGGUCGAGAACUGCCUCGCGUUCCUGAAGUUCGACGACGAGGAGGACACCACUACAACAAGCACAGAUAUAGACGACGACCUGUUCUCUAACACUUCACCGGUAUCGUCUACGUGUACCCCUCUGACAUCGGCCUCUUUAAACCUCAAGAGCGUGCCCUUCAAUGGCGCCUCUGCUGUCAGUGGAGUUGGCAUGCUGAACUUGUCGGCUGGGAAGAACGGGGCUCAGAAGAAACAACAGCGCGCAAAAUCAGCACAGUACAGUUACAAGCCUUCGUCAAAGGAUGACAGCAAAUACGGCAACGAGUCCACAUUGGAUGGCGACCUCGACCUGGAGAUGGAGAUGUCCAUGAACUUGGACGACAACAUCAACGCGACGUCAUUUACAACUGCCACAGAGUCCAAACCUGAGUUCUUCACCAUCAACAACAUAACUAACGCUACAACAUCAGCAUCACCUGCUCUUAACGACCCAGUGACUACAGACUCCUCCCUUUCCGCAAAGGAACUUGAGGAUUUCUACAACUAUAUUCCACCUAGUUUGGAAGAAUUGAUUGAUGAACAAGACGCGCACUCCAAAAAUAACAACGGUCUCUUCAGAGACUCUCUGAUGAGCAAGAGCUAUGAGUCCAUGAACUUAAUGAUGUUUAAUGACCCUUCAAAUACUGCUAGACAACAAGAUGACCUAAUUGUUGACACUGAUGGUGACAUGUUUGCAUUUAUUUGA
Messenger RNA from Nakaseomyces glabratus, 1041 nucleotides. RefSeq names its product transcription factor HAP4 (gene HAP4). The record is from RefSeq and is a predicted model, not a curated record. Lineage: Eukaryota; Fungi; Ascomycota; Saccharomycetes; Saccharomycetales; Saccharomycetaceae. Gene Ontology annotation, cellular component: nucleus. Gene Ontology annotation, biological process: regulation of DNA-templated transcription.